Messenger RNA from Parathielavia appendiculata, 1005 nucleotides. Its product is annotated as carbohydrate-binding module family 24 protein. The coding region runs from base 1 to 1005 and encodes 334 amino acids. The transcript has 5 exons. The record is from RefSeq and is a predicted model, not a curated record. NCBI's taxonomy places the organism in Eukaryota, Fungi, Ascomycota, Sordariomycetes, Sordariales, Chaetomiaceae.
AUGGUGCUCCUCGCCGCCUCGCUCCCCUUGCUUCUUCCCUUUCUUCUGCCCUCUCUCCCUACCACGGCAGCCGACGAGUGCCAGGCGGUAACAUGGUCCAAGGUCAGGAAUAAGGCCCUUGAUGUUGCCACGGGAACGGCGUCAUUGUCUCCUGCGGCCACGGAUCUCGCCGCCGCCGCCGAUUUCCAGUGCGACGCAAUGCCCCUGGCGAUCAAGCCUGGCGAUUUCAUCUGUCGCCUAUGGAUCGAAACGGGCGAGAUGUUUCAACUCACAAGGGACGAGUUCUUCGACAUGAACCCAGGUCUACUCCUUGACUGCUCCAACAUUGAGCCAGAGACCGAGUACUGUGUGAAAGGUCAUCGAGCCGCUCCGGUCCACCGACGGCUUCUGUGGGCCGUCUCACAAUGGUGCCACCUGCAGCGGCACCGCAGCCCAGUGUUGCAACUCCAAGACAUGGACCUGCGGCAACUCAGAGACACCGGAUUUGGACGACCGACGGCACUUGCGGUCACCACCGGGCCCGGCGCUUACCUGGGCCUGUGCGAGUACAGCUGCACUUUCGGCUUCUGCCCGCCUCCCUGCACUUGCACAUCGCCAGGGACCCCCGUUCCGUCCCCGGCGCUGACGGGCGACACCGGAUACGCCGUGCUGGGUCUGCCGGCCGACUUUGGCCCGUUGUGCAACUUCACCGUCUCGCAUGGCUACAUCGCCACGGGCGUCUGCACCAACAUCCCCUAUACCACGUCGCCUGGCGGCACGGGCACCGCCUAUGUCACGGGCAAGGGCACGGGCGAGUACGAGGGUCUCUGUGAUUUCUGCUGCUAUUUCGGAUACUGCCCUUACGAGAUCUGCACCUGCACUUUGUACGGCCAGCCCAACACGCCGCCGCCCGUCCUGAAUACACCGGGCAUCCCGACCCCGGGUCACGGCGAGAGCUUCUCGGGUCUGCGCAGCUUCGCUUGCAACCACGGCCAUUGCCCCCCGGCAAAGUGUACUUACCCUUAG